UUUUAUCCGGCCUGCUGUGCUGUGAACUUCACCUGAGACACCACACCCUUGUCCUGCCCCUUUCCAUUCUCUGUACUCUGAAGAAAUACCAAGCAUUUUUUCCAAAUUCUGACUAACCUGUGUGUUUUCCUUUCUGGGCCUGGAGAAAGAAGGUGGAGAGACAGAGGAUUCCUGCAGGGCAGUAACUCCGCUCCACGCCUAGAAUCAGGUUCUCAGGUGCAUCGAACACUAGGACAGAGAUUCCAGGACCGCAGGGAGGGACGGCAAAGGGGGUAAAGAAGCAACAUGUUCAAGGGACAAAGCAAGUCGCCUACCAAGUCACCUACCAAGUCACCCACCAAGUCACCGAGCAAGUCGCCUACAAAGUAUAGCAAGGCGACUGCUAAUGAACUGGCUUUGUUGAUCUCUCGCAUGCAGAAAAAUGCAGACCAAGUGGAAAGAAAUAUCUUGGAGACUCACCAGAAACUGAAGCAGGACGCCAGCAAUUACACCGUGAAGAAGUCAUUCGAACAUCAGCAAGAAAAUGCAAAGAACCUAAAGGACUCUGAGCUUCUGCUUAAAGAUCUUUUCCUAGAUGUCGACAAAGCAAAAAGAUAUGGACAUCCGCAAGCUGAGGAGAUAGACAAGGAUAUCCACCAACUCCAUGAGCGACUUACAGCAGAGUGUACAGAAUACAGAGAGGUGUACGAGAAAUAUAAUAUCAUACCUGUCGAGCCAAAAGUCAAUUGGCCACAGAUCCUAGAUAACAAAAAGAGAGCAAUAGAUAAUGCUCCCUAUGGACCCAGCCUGGCAGAUGUGGAACGUCAAAUUGCAGAACAGAACAUUCUCCAGAGAGAGAUUGAUGAAUAUGGGACAGAAAUCCGCAACCUCCCUCAGGACCAGGCAGCUGUUAAAACCCAGUAUCGCAGCUUGCAGGAAGAUUCAGCAUGGCGGGGCAGGCACCUGGGCAGCCUGUACAACCACUUGCAUGGAUGCACAAAGGAGCUGCUCUACCUGAGUGAUGAACAGAACAAGAUUAUUAAACAGGACUGGAGCGACCAAAUCAAUGACCUACCUGCAACCCGCAGGCAAUAUGAGCGUUUUAAAGGCGAGGAUUUGCUACCCCAGGAGGAGACGGUGAACAGCCUGCUGGAUGAUGGAGAUAGAAUGAUAGAGCUCAAACACCCCGCUGCCAGCUGCAUCCAGGCCCACGAUGAAGCACUGAAAGGAGAGUGGCAGAACUUUUUAAACUUGUGUAUCUGUCAGGAGAACCAUCUAAAGAAUGCAGAAGACUACAAGAAGUUUCAUGAUGAUGCAGAUUCUGUGGCUGAAAACCUGAACACAGUCAAGAGAAACCUAGACACCAAAUACUCCCAACCCAACACCCAAGUGCCAGGGGCCAUAUCGGAUCUACUUUUGCAGCUGGAGAAGGAGGAUAAGCAGCUGGCCCAAGCUGAGAAGACCCUGUCGGAACUCAAUCAAAGAGCCCCAGAAAUUGUUCCCAUUAAACAGAGACGAAUGAGACCACAGCAGCCGCUUAAGCUGGAUACUAUUUGCGAUUGGGAUUCAGGAGAUGUCCAGCUAAACAAAGGGGAGUCAUAUGCACUAAAAGAUAAUAGCAAAAAAGAGAACUGGGUAGUGCAUGCUUCUGAUGGAGAAGGAACCAAGGAUGCGCCAGCUGCCUGUUUCGUCAUCCCUGCCCCAGACCCAGAGUCUAUUGAAAGGAUAAGGAGGUUGGAGGCUGAAGUAAAUGAUGUGAAAAAGAAAAAGGCAGCAGUACAAAAUGCUCUAAAAUCGAGCAGCCGAGAGCCUCAAAAGCCCACUCAGCUAGCUCCAGUAGGCGGUGCCCCUGUCCCACCAAUUCGUACAUCAAGUGUCCCCAGUGAAGACCCUCAGGGAACACAGAUUCUUAACAAGUUAAACAGAAUCUAUGGAGACUUACAAGACACUGAACAGGAGGUUCUGACAAGGCUGCGCACCCCUGUGAACCGAGCAGCACCGAGCCAGGAUAUAACUGGGAGGCUGAAGGAACAGGAGGGAACUGCCCGACGCCUCCAAACCAUCGCAUCAGAGACAGAUUCUGCAAAAAGAGAAUGUGAAAAUUACCUGGCAAAGAAACCAUCAGGACCAACAGCUACUCAACUCCCUACGACAUUGUCCAACGUGAACAACAAAUACAAUGACGUCAAGGCCCUGUCAUCACUCUAUGGAGAAGAAGCUAAAGCAUCACUGAAUUUAGAAAAUCAGAUUAACAAGACUGACGAUAUGAUCAAAGUUUUUGAGAAUUUCUUGGUACAGGAUGGAGUUGUUCCUAAUACAUCUAAUGGUAUCCAGGAACAUGGAAGUCAGAUCCAGAAAAUGAAGAGAGACCUUGUGGACAAACAGGAUAACCUUCUGAAACUAAAUCGGAGCUUGAAGGACACUGAAUUGGCAUGCAAUUCCCUUCAGAGCAACACUCAAGAGCACAGUCCUGAUUUACCACGUCAGCGCAUCCAGGUCCAAAGACUUAAUGAUAGAUACCAUGCUGUCGCUGACCAGCUAGACCAAAGAGAGAAGAUUCUCAGAGACGCCAACUUGCCCUACCAGCAGUUUAAAUCCUCCAGUGAGGGCCUGGAUUCCUGGCUGACAAGUCUCCCACAUAAUCAGAUCGCACCAUCAGAUUCUCCUAGUCAGAUCAACUACAAGCUCCAAAGCCAGAAGAGGCUUGUGGAGGAGAUCCAAAGGAAAGAGCCAGAAAAGAACAACAUCGUGAAACUUUCCAAAGACUUGGCAAAUACUCUCAACGACUAUGAGGUUCUGGCUGAUCGAUAUAGUUCGGCCCUGGAUACCUCCAUUGCCUCAUCUCCUCGUAGAACACAGAGGGAUAACGGCCUUCAGGAAGGCAUUGCAAACAAGGAAAAAGAUUUGGUAAAACGUUAUACAGGGGCAGCAGUAGAGAGCAAGCAGCAACUGAAUCAAAUGGAAUUCGCAAGGAGGGUCCUAGAAAAGUCUGAUACACAAGAUGGAGUCCAGUUGUCAACGCAGCACAACCUACGCUCAGAGAACACACUGCGAACAGCUAAGGAAUCAGAAACCUUGUCAAAGGAACUGGAAGAAGAGAAAAAAAAGGUAGCUCAGGUACAGCAGACACUGGAGGAAAACAGAAAGAGGAUACUUCUGCUAAAGACGCAGAGACCUGUGGAGAGACUGGAAGAGAAGGAAAUGGUGCAAUACUACAGAGAACCCAGGCUAGAAAGUGAACUGGCAACUUUAAAGAGCCAAGCAGACAGUACCUAUAAGGGAAGGGAAAAUAUACAGGCUGAUAUACAGGUGGCUACCAAGAAGCUGGUUACUCUAGAAAACCAGAGAAAAAGCAUCAAACCCCAACUGUUGACCAAAGAAGUAACAGAGAUAGAGAGAGAUCCUAAUCUGGAGGCUCAGGCCCAAACAAUCAGAAAAGAGAUAAAACAACUAAAGGAAGAAAAUAAUUCAAUCACAUUAGAGUUAGAGCGCCUGAAAAUGGAAGUAAUGGUACUAGAGCAGAAACAACCUAAUGUGAAAGAAAAAGUGGUACUGAAGGAGGUAGUAAAAGUCGAGAGGGAUCCUGAGAUGUUAAAGGCUACGCGAGCAUUACAAUUGCAGAUCGACGAUGAGACCUUCCGCAGAAAGUCUCUGCAAGAAAACAUUGUGAAGCUUAGAAAAAAGACAGAAGAGCUGGAGAGACUGAUUGAGUCUGUAGAACCUAAGAUCAUAGUUAAGGAGGUAAAGCAAGUAGAGCAAGACCCAGAAAUCCUGAGGGAAGCAGCUAGAUUGAAAACAUUAAUAGAAGAAGAACGUAACAAUAGUGUGACUCUCACCAAGGAAUUAACAGAACUGCAAUCCAAAUAUAUGGUAGUGGAGAAGCAAAAACCAAGGGUAGAGAUAAAGGAAAGGGUCAAUGAAGUGUUUGUGGUACAGCCAGACACAGAAAAAGAGAUUGCUAGGCUAAAAAUGGCCUUACAAGAUGUCAACUCCAAAAGAUCUUCCUAUGAAACAGAACUUGACACAUCUCAAAAGGAAAUGUUUGUGCUAAGGUCACAGAAGCCUGUAGUGGAGUAUAAAGAAAUUGUCCAAGAAAUAGUUAAGUUAGAGAAGAGCCCAGAAGUGCUAAAAGAAAUUGAAAGGGUGAAAUCGCAAAUAAAAGACCUGGAGGUAACAAACAACAGGUAUCAAGAACAAAAAUCCAAGCUGAGCAAGGAAAGAGACGACUGGAAACAAGAAAGGUCAAAGGUAGAAACAAAAAUUGUAAACAGAGAGUUUGUAAAGUAUGAAAAUGACCCUGUACUGAUGAGAGAAGCUGAGCAACUGCGCCAAGAAGUGCGCAAUGAAUCCCAGAGAAGAAGGGAAGUGGAAGACUUAGUAUAUGACUUGCAAAGCAAGUAUAUGUUGUUAGAAAGACGGAAACCAGAAGAGAGGGUAGUGGUUCAAGAGGUAGUACAUGUACAGAAAGAUCCCAAGGUAGCAGAAGACCACCACAGGUUGGGUAGGACACUUGAUGAAGAGGUUAGCAACAGACGCCGCUUGGAACGUGAGGUACAACAAUUACGUAAUCAAGUUCAAGAGAAAGAGCGUAUGCUGAAUUUUCAGGAAGAAAGAGAUAAGAAAUUGGCUGCAGAAAAGGAGUUGCGACAGAUCACUCUCAGAAUUAAGGAGAUUGAAGAAAGUCCUCCACCAGUGCAGGAGAAGAUUGUUAUGGAAGAAGUAGUUAAGGUGGAAAGAGACCCUGUAUUAGAACAGUCAGCUAAUGCCUUUCGUAGUGAACUGGAUAAAGAGAGAACACAGAUACUCAACAUUGAAAGGGAAUGCAAAAAUCUGCAGGUAAAGGUUGACAUCUUACAGAGGGAGAAGUCUUUGGAAAAAACUAUUUACAAAGAAGUGAUUAGAGUGGAGAAGGAUAAGGUGAUGGAGAAUGAGAAAGCCAGACUACGAGAGUUAUUCAAUAAAGAACGUAAUGCAAGGCAAGACUUGGAAGAUGAGAGUAGACGACUGAAAGAAAAGAUCGAAAGGGUAGAUGCAAUGAAAAGGACAUGGUCAAAGGAAGAAUCUGAUCUUCAAAGGGCCAGAGCACAAGCCCAACAAGAAAAGUCAUCUAUAGAAAAGGAAUUGUUAGAACUGAGGAGGCAACAGCAGCAAAAAAGUGUGUUCUUGAGCAAAGAAUCAGAGCUGUUGACGCAAAAGGCUGAGAAUGAGCGCCAAAAGAAGAUGCAGCUUGGACAAGAGCUCUCUCUUUUAGAAUCCAAAAUUCUAAAAGAAAAAGAUUGCAUAUAUGAAAAGGAAAGAAAUAUUAGAGAGCUCCAGUCCCGUGUAAACCGUGAAGAGCGUAACCAAGAGACUCAAAUGAGGGAGACCAAUGUCUCCACAAAAAUAUCCAUCUUAGAUCCUGACACUGGUAAGGAGAUGUCACCCUAUGAGGCAUACAAGAGAGGAAUAAUAGACCGCCAUCAGUAUAUCCAGUUGCAAGAGUUAGAGUGUGACUGGGAAGAGAUUUCCACAAUGGGUUCUAGUGGUGAAAUAUCUGUUCUACUAGAUAAAAAGAGUGGUAAACAAUAUUCAAUUGAAGAUGCUCUAAGAUCCAGAAAAAUCACCAAAGAGGAGCUUGAUAUGUACCGGGAUGGCAGAAUUCCAAUUUCAGAAUUUGCCUUACUUGUGGCUGGAGAGAACAAGCCCCAGUCAAUGUCCAUUGGAUCUAUAAUUGGAUCCAGAUCCCCAAUCACCUCCCCCUCAAGCCAAACCAGUACUCGUAGCUUUUUCACACAAAGUGCACCAAAAGUUUUCCAUGAUGAUACCUUUCCCAUUGCUGGUGUCUAUGACACCAACACCGAGAGCAAAUGCACAAUCAGGAGUGCAUUGGUAAAAAAGUUAUUAGAUCCCCCAACCAGUCAGAAGCUUCUGGAAGCACAGGCAGCUACAGGUGGUAUAAUUGACAUUAUUAGCAAAGACAGGUAUUCUGUUAAUAAAGCAAUAGACAGAGGGUUGAUAGAUGGCAGCAACACACAGAGCUUACUUAGUGCCCAGAAAGCUUUUACAGGUGUUGAGGAUCCAGUCAGCAAAAAGCGCCUCUCAGUAGGAGAGGCAGUGCAGAAGGGUCUAAUGUCCAAGGAGACAGCCAUGCCAUAUCUAGUAGUUCAGCAUCUUACAGGGGGCUUAAUAGAUCCCAGAAAGACAGGCAGAAUUCCACUGUCAGAGGCAACAGAGCAGGGUUUGGUAACCAAAGAACUGGCUGCACAGAUUCAAGAUGAGUCAACAUAUGAAAAGAACCUCAUAGAUCCCGCUACUAAGGAGAAAGUGAACUACAAGGAGGCCAUAGCACGAUGCCGGAAAGACCCAGUAAGCGGCCUGCUUUUACUCCAUGGAGCUUCAGAAGGCCUUCAACAUGCUGUAUACCGCCAACAUGUAUCCCCCUCCAUGACAUCCUACAAAUACUAGUGGUGAUGGUUGUCUGUCAUAUCUUUGUUUUUUUCCUGCUAUCUAAGUGUAUCCUGUUUAAUAAUAUGAUAUUAUUCCCCUGGGGGAAAAUUAUACCUGUGGUGUAUAAUGCAUGUCCUAUGCUGCUCAAUAAACUGGAACUUAUCUUUAUU
Hyla sarda is the source of this 6575-nucleotide messenger RNA. RefSeq names its product envoplakin (gene EVPL). Gene Ontology annotation, molecular function: cadherin binding; structural molecule activity. NCBI's taxonomy places the organism in Eukaryota, Metazoa, Chordata, Amphibia, Anura, Hylidae. Bases 286 to 6423 code for a protein of 2045 amino acids. Gene Ontology annotation, biological process: wound healing; intermediate filament cytoskeleton organization. Gene Ontology annotation, cellular component: intermediate filament; cytoplasm; membrane. The record is from RefSeq and is a predicted model, not a curated record. The transcript has 22 exons.